AACGACGUCGUUAAUAAAGGACGCGAAUUCUCCACGCUCCCUCCGGUUCUUCGUCAAGGUUUCAGCAAAACCCUGAUUCAAAUUCAGGUAACAAUGGUGACAGUCAUGGACUGCAGGAAUUGGGACGAAAACGUAUACAGAGACUCCAUUUUACUGGAGAGAGAAUCGCAAUGCCGAACUGUUUUCCGUACUGCAUUCGCCCCGAACCCGAAUCCAAACCAUAAUUCUUAUCCGGACCUCAUCGUUGCCGCCAUUAGCGACGGCUCUAUUGCCUCUUACUCCAUAUCCUCUUGCCUCGAUUUGAGCUCCGCGGGCAAUUCGUUGGUGCCAGUGGCUGAAUCUAGUUGGCUGGUACAAGGACAUGAUGGACCUGCUUAUGAUGUUAAAUUUUAUGGUAACGAUGAGGAUUCACUGUUAUUGAGUUGUGGUGAUGAUGGUCGGAUUCGUGGAUGGAAAUGGAAAGAAUUAUUGGGGUCUAAGGAGCCGGUGCAAGGAGGCACAUCACAGCCAAUGCUUGACUUGGUGAAUCCUCAACAAAAAGGUCCGUGGGGUGCACUUUCUCCAAUUCCAGAGAAUAAUUGCAUGGCCGUUAAUACUCAGACUGGAUCCAUUUUUGCUGCUGCUGGUGAUUCUUGUGCAUACUGCUGGGAUGUGGAGAAGAAUGAAAUAAAGAUGGUUUUGAAAGGACAUUCAGACUACUUGCAUUGCAUUGUUGCUCGAAAUUCUCACAAUCAGGUUAUAACUGGUUCAGAGGACGGGACAACACGAAUAUGGGAUUGCAGAACUGGUAAAUGUAUUCAAAUAAUUGAUCCACAGAAGGAUAAGAAGUCGAGGGAGUUGUUUCCAUAUGUCAGUUGCAUUGCUCUUGAUGCAAGUGAGAGUUGGCUGGCUUGUGGAAGUGGCCGGUCUUUAUCUGUUUGGAACCUUCCAGCGUGUGAAUGUGUUUCACGAAUCACGACAGGUGCUGCUAACCAGGAUGUCAUAUUUGAUGAUAAUCAAGUUUUAGCGGUUGGAGCGGAGCCCCUGCUUAGUCGCUUUGACCUGAACGGAGAUAUUAUUUCACAGAUACCAUGUGCUCCUCAGUCACUCUUUUCCAUUUCUUUACAUCCUUCAGGGGUCACAGCAGUAGCUGGUUACGGAGCAUUAGUGGAUAUUGUGUCGCAAUUUGGGAGUCAUUUGUGCACAUUCCAGUGCUGAGGAGUUUAGAUGGGACUGUCAAUGCAGCUUAUUUAACUUUGGAAUUUUGGUAGAUGAUGUAGUCAGUUAGAAUAGUAAGAAUGCCUGCAAAGAAACUUGUCAAUUAGAUGCCACAUAUUAAGAAAACACACACUGAAAAUAACACUUUAAAUUGCCAUGUACAAGUAACGUGCUGUAUUAAUUUCACUUCAAAUUUCUGAAAUUCAGAAGGCUUGAGAUUGAGGUUUGGUUAAA
Molecule: messenger RNA, 1431 nt
Organism: Nicotiana tabacum (common tobacco)
Lineage: Eukaryota; Viridiplantae; Streptophyta; Magnoliopsida; Solanales; Solanaceae
Product: THO complex subunit 6
Biological process (GO): mRNA export from nucleus
Cellular component (GO): transcription export complex; THO complex
Molecular function (GO): protein binding
Source: RefSeq, a predicted model, not a curated record